AUGAAUGAUGCAGCUCAUGCUUUUAAGUAUGGCUUCACAGUGUUUGCAGAUGAAGGACAAGGAGCGGCAGCUGAAGUUUCCUCAUCUUUUGCCAUUCUGUCUGUCUGUGCUCUGGUAGUCCUGGUGGUACUGCUUGCAAACUGUGUCUCCUGCUGCAAAGACCCAGAGAUCGAUUUCAAGGAAUUUGAAGAUAACUUUGAUGAUGAAAUAGAUUUCGCGCCCCCAGCAGAAGAUACUCCGUCUGUUCAGUCUCCAGCAGAAGUUUUUACUCUUUCAGUUCCCAGUAUUGCUUUACCAACUCCAUCCCAGUUUCCAUCUCGUGCAGAUGGAUCAAAGUCUCAAGUUGCACGUCAGAGUCUAAACUACAUCCAGGAAAUUGGAAAUGGCUGGUUUGGAAAGGUUCUGCUUGGAGAAAUCUACACAGGCAGUAGUGUGGCACGAGUGAUAGUGAAGGAGCUAAAAGCAAGUGCGGGUCUCAAGGAGCAAGAACAGUUUUUAAGAAGUGGAGAGCCAUACUACAUUCUUCAGCAUCCAAAUGUUCUCCAGUGUAUUGGGCAAUGUGUGGAAGCCAUUCCUUAUCUCCUGGUUUUUGAGUUCUGUGACUUGGGUGACCUGAAAACUUAUAUCUGCAAUGAGCAGGACCACAUUAGAGGAGAUUCACAAAUCAUGCUGCUACAGAGAAUGGCAUGUGAGAUUGCUGCUGGACUUGCUGUAAUGCAUAAACAUAAUUUUGUGCAUAGCGACUUGGCCUUACGAAAUUGCUUUCUUACGUCUGAUUUAAAUGUCAAAGUAGGAGAUUAUGGUAUAGGAUUCAGUAGGUACAAGGAAGAUUAUAUUGAGACAGAUGGGAAGAAACUUGUUCCUCUCCGCUGGACUGCACCUGAGUUAGUAACGAGUUUUCAAGACAAACUGUUAUCAGCAGAGCAAAAUAAAUACAGUAACAUAUGGUCCCUGGGUGUGACGUUAUGGGAGCUGUUUGAGAAUGCUGCUCAGCCUUACUCGGACUUCUCCGACAGAGAGGUCUUAACCCAUGUCAUAAAGGAGAAGCAGGUGAAACUUUUUAAGCCGCAUCUGGAGCAGCCAUACUCUGAUAGAUGGUAUGAAGUUCUGCAAUUCUGCUGGCUACCUCCAGAGAAGAGACCAACAGCAGAAGAAGUGCACAGACUUCUAACUUACCUUCGCAUGCAGAGCCAAAGGGACUCGGAGAUUGAUUUUGAACAGCAGUGGAACGCUCUCAAGCCAAACACCUCAAAUAGAGAAACAAAUAAUUCUGCAUUUCCGAUCCUAGAUCACUUCACGGGAGAUAGACUUGGCCAUGAGAUGGAGGAAGUUCUUACUGUAACUGAAACAAGCCAGGGUCUCAGCUUUGAAUAUAUCUGGGAGGCAGCUAAACAUGAUCAUUUUGAUGAGUGUGGUCACGUGAAUCCUGAUGAAGCAAUGGCGUACACGAGUAUUUUCUAUCCAGUGGAGGUUUUUGAGAGGUCCCUUUCAGAGCAGGGGCCAGGAGCACAGGAUGGAAGUGGUCAGGAAGCAUCACUGGCUGUUCCUGGGGUGUUACCUGUGUUUGACGCACACAAACUCUCAGUUGGGAACGACUACUAUAUCCAGUUAGAGGAAAAAGGUAGUGGCUGCAGCAUGAAUUUCGAUAACCAAUCAGUUGUACUGACUACAGAAGUGGAUCAAGAAGCUGUACAAGAAAAAAGUUCUCAUUUCAUGGUUCUCAGGGAUCUCGAUGUUGAAGAAUCUAGCACUGAUGGGGACUUCUUCCACUACAAUACAGAUCCCAAAGAGGAAUUUUUGCCUGCUACCAGUAGUCCAGAAAGUCCUUUCCAAAAUAUAUUUAAUGACAUUGAGAGAUCAGAAGAAUUAACAAAUAAAAAAAUACUUGGUUUUGCUGAAACAAAUAAUUUUCCUAACGACUUUAAACCAACCGUUUCAAACUCAAACACGGAUGUUACAAAUGUCACAGGUUUUGGUGAGAAAGAGCAUUCUAGUCAUGCUUUUGAAAAUAAAACAGUUUCUGUAUGUGAAAACAUCUCUAGCCAGUCUGAGUUGGUAACUUUAGAAGAACUUUCUGAUAACUUCUUGUUUCUUCAAGAGAAAAACUUACUAACAGGGGUACUGUCUAACAAAACCAGCAGUGAUUUCGGGCAAAAAACAGAAGCUGUUCUAAAAAGUGUAUUAGAAACCUCAAGUAGGAGCUCUGUAGAGCCUGAGCCUGUAUUGGCUGAAAAUGUGCAGGUCUUUUCCUUAAUACGUGAAAACUCUGGAGCUGUGAAAGACGAAAACUUGAACCCAGUAGCAGUGGAUAAAGAUAGGAAUUCUCGGUCUCAGACUAGCGGAGACACAGCGGCAUCCUCCAGUCCACCUGCAGUGCGUAAGUUGCACGAUAAGGAUACGAGUCUUGCUUAUUUGAAGGAUGAGGGGAAACUUCCAAAUGUGGAAGUCAACCAAGCCUUGUUCUGUAACACUGAUACUUUCUUUCAACAGCUGUCCAAUAAUGCAAAAAAUAAUAAUGUUGGAACGAAUUCAUCUUACAGCAGUGCUGCUGAAGCAGAUCAGAGUGAUACACAAAUAAAACAGGGAGUGCUGUCCAAGUCUGAUGAAAUAGCUCUUAAUAGGGAAAAAUGGGAUCAGGAAGGUGCAGAAAGAAACUUGCAGUGUAAGUCUCCCAUAUUCAAAAAAGAUGAAGAUUUGUUAGAAGGAAGGCAAGAAACAUCAAGUGAUUUUGAGAACUGUAAGGAUGUUCCAGAAGAGGUGACCUUAAUUUCUGUUGGUGCUUCAGACUGCGCAAGUCAGGACAGCCUUUUGGAAGACAGCCCAUCUCCUAGGGAAACUGUCGACCAAGUCUUAGAGACGCCCGAUUCUUUGGAUUCUUUAGAUGUAAUUGAAGUUUUGGAAUCUUUACAGGCUCAAAGUCCUCAAAAACUUUUGCCUCCUGAUAAGCCUGCUGACAGCGGCUAUGAAACAGAGAAUCUGGAGUCUCCAGAAUGGACUUCCCAUGUGAUUGUUGAGGAUGCUUCCAAUGGGGAUACCGCUCAGUGUGCGGUCAGUGACAGCAGUGUCAGUGAUCUGCCUUCUAAUCCAGUCAUCAUUGUUUCAGAAGCAGCACCUUGCUUAGAUGCAGUGAACAGCAACUUCGAAAUAACUCCAUUAUCAAAUCAAAAUUCAUAUAGAGACUCUGCCUAUUUCUCUGAUAAUGAUUCCGAGCCAGACAAAAAAGCAGAAGAGACUGUAAAUCUAUCGAGGGAGACUGCGUGUGGUGCUUCUUCAAAUAGAGGAGAGAAUAAGAGUGAGAAGGAUUGCUGUUUGGAAGAGAGACCGCAAGAGCACAAUGUAAGGAAUUACCAGGAUACCAGUAUUCAGAAUACAGAACCUGAAUUGAAUCGUAAGAUAGAGAUGCAAGAGCUGGGUGUAAGGGUGCAGGGGUGUCCUGAGGAGUGGACUGAGGCAGCUCUGAAUUCCCUGGAGAUAUCAGUGGGAGAUGAUGUGAGGGAUGAAAUGAAGCUCUCUGAGACUUGCCGUAAAAGCGUCUCUUGCGUUGGCACCAACACGUCAGAACUUCUUUCACACAGAGACUUUAAGGCUGUGCAUAACAUACACAAUUCUUUAGAUUCCAGUAAUAGUGAGAAGCCCUUCUACCAUAAUGAAGGACAAAAGCUGAAAGAGCCGGAUAUUGAAGGAAAAUACCUUGGCAAGCUUGAUGUUUCUGGCAUGCUUGAUUUAGAAGACGGUGAUGAUGCAGAUGAAGAAGAUGAAAACAGUGAUUCUGAGGAUGACAUGAGGACUUUCCACAUGCACAGCCUGAGUUCUGACAGUGAGGAUGAGACUGUUCACCAAGUUCCCGAGAUACUUACUGACAAGGACGAUGGAAAACAUCUGAGAAGCUUACUGAAACUUCCCAAACCUCUUCAUGAAAGGCAACCUGAGCACUGGAAAAAUGAGAAGAAAGCUGUAACGUUCUUUGAUGAUGUCACGGUCUAUCUGUUUGAUCAGGAAACACCAACCAAGGAAUUGGGAAACCGUGUGGCAGACUUGAACGGCGAAGGCUCUCACAGCACUCCUGCUCCAUCUUCGGGUUUUAGUUACUUCAACAGAUUUACAAAUUCAGAAAGCUCAACAGAUGAAGAAGGUGGUGGUUUUGAAUGGGACGAUGACUUCUCCUCCCCAGAGCCAUCCUUUAUAUCAAAGGCAGCUAAUAGCCUUAUUAGCUCUAAACCACCUCUUCAGUCCAAGUACUUCUCUCCGCCUCCUCCUGCCCGGACUCUCGAACAGAACUGGUCACAUUCAUCCCCUUACUCCAGAUUCUCUAUUUCUCCUGCAAACAUGGCAAGCUUUUCCCUUACGCAUCUUACAGAUUCGGAUAUAGAGCAAGGAGGAAGCAGUGAAGAUGGAGAAAAAGAUUAAAUAGUUAAAAACUUUCUGGGACUUCAUACACAGGACGCACAGACUGUGUCUGAAACUUGUUUGUGUGAACUCUGGAUCUCCUGGAGAGACACAGGUAAUCAAGAAGCCCUAAGAAAUGAAAGUAAACACUGAAAGCAAUGUUAAAUCAGGACAUUAAUUUGAAUGUGUAUUUAACUUUGUAAUGUAUUUUUAAAUCAGUGCAAUUUUGCUUUUCAUUACUGAAAGAUGAUUCUGCCGCUGUUUUCAAGUACUUGAAGUAUUUUUCAGAUAACUUAAGAGACAAGUUAAGCAAUUACACUACAGUCUGGUUUAUGUAUGAGAUUGUAUAAUAUUCUUUUUAUAUUUUUCCAUGUAGUUCAUUAUGUUUGAACAUACACCUGUUGUAGAAUUGUGCAUAACUGUCGUGUGCAACAGGUGGCUGUGUCGCUGGAACUGUAUGAAUGGUAGUUGAUCAGUAGUGAGCCAUAUUUAUUUAAAAGAUAUCACUACAUGUUACUUUGCUUAUUACAAUUGCACUAUGGAUUAUUCUUCCUCUAUUUCCUGAUGAUGUACAGAAUCAAAAUGUUAAAUCUUUUGAGGAAUAUGAGACAAGUUGAAUUGGCCCAGUUACCCAGUUUGAUUUGUCCUUUUUGUAGCCUUUGCUAUGCACGGUACUUGUAAAACGUACAUAACUUCCGAGUGUUAGAUUUGCUGAAAUCUUAUAUUCAGUACCAUUUCUAAAUGAUGACUAUAGAUUGUUAGUGUUCAUGUUUUAUAGGAAACUGGAAUAGUGUAUAUGAUGUACUCUGGAAUUUGUAGAUGAAAGAUAAUGUCUCGAUUCCUGAAUACGAUCCUACUGACUGCUUGAACUGUAAUUCCAUCUGACUGUGUCACACUUAAGGGCCUUCCAGUUGGCACUACAACUUUCUGCCUUGGAGAGAGAAGAAACAAAAUUGACUGUACAAAACUGGGAAUUAUGAAUCUUCUAAAAAAGACUGAUUUAAACAGACUGGAUUUCAGGCAUGUUUGGCCCUUCAGUUGUACAUUCUGUGAAUUUUGAAGCUCUCUUCUGCUGACUGCAGACUGGGGCUACCAUUCAGAGGCCUGUGGUAGAUCUACCUCUCAGUGAUGUUCCGACAAUUAAGAAUUACACUAAUGGUUAAUAGCCAGUUCUACACCCUUUGUGAGGCCAGACUUACUGUCACAUAUCUGCAGGGCUCCAUGGUACAUCUUGAAAUGCAUACCCAAAGAUGUUGUAUAGUAAAGUUUACUCUGAAGCUGCCUGUAGGGAAAGGAAUACAGCGUGGUUCUUGAACCCUCGUGCUCUCCUGUGCAUUUAGUUAAAUUCUUUAAAUUGCUUGGGGAAAAAAAAAAUAUCCUUAAUUACUAUUGCAAAGUGAGUAAAUUUGAGAAACAAAUCCCUGGCCUCUUGGAAUGCCUUAUGCAGCUGCAGAUCUGUAGGAAACACUGACAGGAACAGUUUACCUGGCUUUAAAUUGCAUUGUAGUUUAGUGGCUUUUUUUGGGCAGGGCUUCAGUAUAAUGGUGGUGGUAGUGCUCUGUGUUCAGAUCCAGUCACCUGAAAACAUUUGUCCUCUGAAGUGCAGGAGGACUGGAUAUUUACAGAUCUGUGAAGUUGGUGUCUAAUACUUCUGUAUGCAUUUUGUUUUUUUUUUCAAUGAAAAGGAAUAUGUUAAUUGCUUCUUUCCAGCACUGUCCAGCCCUUGGCCCGACUGGCUUCCACACCAACCAAAAGGGAGCGACUUAGUUCUGUCAAGUUAUUAAAAUUGCCAAUGUGUUGGUGAGAACUUUUUUGAUGAGGCACUCAGGUUCAGAGCUGGUAAGAAUUGUGCUUCAGUGCGAAGGGCUUAAGGAAGCUGUGAGCUGCUUGGGAUAUGUUAAGAGACAGAUAAUUGACUUCGUGCACAUAUUAUUGCUUAGAAAUUCCAGAGUUUCAAUAUUAAACUCCUCGAUACAACUAGAUUAAGGUAUCACAUCGAGGUUCAAUUAUUCUCACACUCUAAAGUGUGAAAAUUCAGAACUAAGUAUGAAGCUCUGUAAGCGGUCUGCAGAUGGUGUGUGGUUUUAUCUGCCCUGGGAGGUGAAAAACGACUGUGUCAGACCUGGAGUUCAGCCUUAAUUUUGAAUGGCUUGACUUAGAGUAUGGUCCAAAGUGAAGUACAAGCUUGUAUUCCACAAUGUUAAAAUUUGGUUGUGCGCUUUGGUCCUUAAAAUUCUGGAAACUCAGUUGUUUCUCACAUGUGCAGCCUUCCAGCAGGAAUUCCCUUGGUUUGAUGGAAAUACAAUGUCUGUUCUUCACCAGAGUUUAAAGGAAAUCUUACAUAGGGAUUGAAAGUUCACCCCUUAGUGCAAACGGACGAAUUGCUAGCAAAUUGCCAAAGGAGCACAUUUUCCAAACGGGCUGGGAUGUGUAUGAUAUUAAGCAAUGUCCUUUUCAGCUAUACAAAGAGGAGAGAAAUAUGUGAAGUUGACUCACCUCAGUUAAGCCGUGGGUUUAUUUCAGUAAUCCAGAAGGCUAGAUGGCAAUAAUCCUAAGGGUCUUUUUUGGACAAAUAAAAUUACAGUAAACAUCUGAUCGACUAUUAGCAAUACUGCAAUAUAUCCACCUAGCACUCAGUGGCACAGCGAAGAUGAACUGGUAAUUCCACAAAUUGUGUUUAAUGAGGUGAUGUGUUACGAAUCAUUCUUAAAACUGUAUGAAAUCCUUGCACUAGCUACUUGAGCAUGGUUUCAGUUUCGGAAGUAGAUGUAUCUCUUUUCAGACUGCUGAAAUUUUAAUUCCCUCCCUAGUACGAUACUUUUAUCCAAAGACAUUGUCUCAAUUUGGCUGCUGAAGUUGUUUAUGAAACCUGAUGUUUUUCCCACCUAAGGAAGUUUAUUUACAAAAAUAAAAAUGAAGAUCUGUAGUAAGAAGCCAACAAAGUGGGAAGUGUGUUUAGUCUUAAUGGAAAGGCCUGUCCUCUCCCAGAUCCCUGUCUGCAGGGACGUGGCAUGUCUAACUGCUCGUGGCAGUGCCAUGCUCACGGGAAGGGUUGAGUUCAGCAUGUUUCAUAUCCUUGUUGAUGCACUAAUGAAAGCCAUUUAAGCCUCAUUCUUUUUAUCAGUAUUUUUAGCAGAUUUUUAUGUUGCACGCAAAGCUUCCUUCGCCAGGAGGCUGGUUGGUGAAGGACUUGAUGAAGCGCUGCGUGUCGGCGUUGUCAGGUGUUGGUGAAUGGCUAUUUUUGUUGGGGUUGAUGAAAGGUGGUGAGUUGGUGGAAUCAAAAUUUAUUAGCCUUAUAAGAAAUAGCCUUAACUAAGAACGGAGUGUACAAAAUUACUUCAGCUUUAAGUCAUACAGAAAUAUCCUUGUGUGUUAAUGGCUUCGGUACAAGACUGGAAAAAGCGUAGAGGGGAGUCGAACAUCAUAGAAACUUACUGAGCAUAAGUAUUUGUAAAACCAGCAGCCUGUUUUUCAGAAACUUGAAUAUGACUUACAGUUAGUUUUGUUUAUGAAAUUGUUCGAACUUGCACAGUUGUAGGUGUAACUUAAAUGACAAAUGGUACUGAUGUGUGUGUAUAUAUGUUUAAUUCUAUUUGUAAAUGAGAAACUGUGUAACAAAACCAUAGGUAUGAGGUUUUCCUAUUGUAAUUUAAUACAGGUAUGAGGUUUAUGGCAAUAUAUCAUAGUUAAUGAAUUUCAGGUCAAAAUGUCUUUAAAUUGUGUACAUUUUUAAAUUGUAAUUUCUACUGUAUAUUGAUUAUCAUGCAUAGUGUGAUUCAAUAAAUUGCUUGUAAUUUAAAAAUAUUUAAUAUUAAAAAUAAAAUAGUUAUAUAUUUAUAA
Messenger RNA from Centrocercus urophasianus (Greater sage-grouse), 8226 nucleotides. It is a transcript of the gene LMTK2, whose product is annotated as lemur tyrosine kinase 2. The transcript has 14 exons. Bases 1 to 4407 code for a protein of 1468 amino acids. Gene Ontology annotation, biological process: protein phosphorylation. The record is from RefSeq and is a predicted model, not a curated record. Lineage: Eukaryota; Metazoa; Chordata; Aves; Galliformes; Phasianidae. Gene Ontology annotation, molecular function: protein kinase activity; ATP binding.